Messenger RNA from Marmota monax (woodchuck), 2965 nucleotides. RefSeq names its product mitochondrial import inner membrane translocase subunit Tim29-like. Lineage: Eukaryota; Metazoa; Chordata; Mammalia; Rodentia; Sciuridae. Bases 1 to 1236 code for a protein of 411 amino acids. Gene Ontology annotation, cellular component: TIM22 mitochondrial import inner membrane insertion complex. The record is from RefSeq and is a predicted model, not a curated record. The transcript is spliced from 4 exons. Gene Ontology annotation, biological process: protein insertion into mitochondrial inner membrane.
AUGACAGUCCAAGAGCAGCCUGAAGAAUCAGUGGUCCACCAGGAGGAGGAGGAGGGGCCCCAAGGGAUAGACAAGCAGGAGGAUCUGGGACUGGGUGCCCUAAGAAUAGAGAAAUCAACAUCAGUAAAGCUUCUGGAGACCAGGGGACCUGUCAUUGGCAGCCCCCAUAGACCUUCUGCUGGGGGGCUGCCCAUGGCUCAGGCUGAUGCAGAAGCAGCAGUGCUGCCAGAGCCAGACCCUGGCUGCUCCUCACUUCCAGACAAGUGGGCCAAAGAAAGGCUGGAGAAACACCAUCUGCCCAGCUCUCCAGGCUCCCAGGGCUCAAGCAAGGGGCCUGAGGACAUGGCCAUUGACACUACUCCCCCUUUUAUGACAGUGACAUUUCCAUCUCCACCUGCCUCCAAGGACAGCUCCAGUCCAUGCCCCCAGGUCCAUGGCCCUGUUCUUAACAAUGUAAGCGGAUUUUGGUCCCCAGGCCGCGGAGAAGGGGGCGUUGAGGCUGGAAAUGCUGCCGUGGCGGUGAAGCCAAGCGUGUGGGCGCGGCUGGGCGACUGGGCCCGCGCGCUGCUCUGGGACUACGCAGAGGCUUGCCGGGACGCGGUGGCUGCGGCGCGGGCUCGGCCGGGGCGCGCAGCAGUGUACUUGGGGCUGCUGGGCAGCGCCACAGCCUGCUGCGCUCUGGCGCCGAGAGAGGAGGCCUUCGAGGAGGCGCUCCUCGAUGCGUCUGGGACUCUCCUGCUGCUAGCGCCAGCCACUCGCAACCGCGAUUCCGAAAGCUUCCUGCAGCGGCUCCUUUGGCUGCGGGGUCGCGGUCGUCUGCGCCACGUGAAUCUGGGGUUCUGCUCGCUCGUGUACGAGGCGCCCUUCGACUCCCAGGCCAGCCUCUACCAGGCCCGCUGCCGCUACCUGCAGCCCCGCUGGGUCGACUUCCCCGGCCGAAUCCUGGAUGUGGGCUUCGUGGGCCACUGGUGGAUACUGAGCACCCGGAUGCGUGACUGCGACAUCAACGAUCACAAGUUCCUGCACCUGCCGGCACAUUUGCGCGUGGCCGGAUCCCACCAGCUGCACUCCGAGGCCAAUGAGCGGCUCUUCGAUGAGAAGUACAAGCCUGUUGUGCUCACCGACGAUCAGGUGGACCAGGCGCUGUGGGAGGAGCAGGUGUUGCAAAAGGAGAAAAAGGACAGGCUUGUCCUGAGCCAGGCCUACUGGCUAGUGCAGUCGCAGGUCGCAAGAUGAAACCCAGUAAGAGCUUGAGGCCUGACUGGGGUCUGAGCCCUGGCAGACUGUGGAAUGAUGAGAGUGAGACGUAAAUUAUAUGCACUGUUCUCUAACUGCUGUUGUUGAAAACAAGUUUGGAGAGCCAUACUCCCUAUCUCUUUGUUCCUUAUUAGUGAAGAUAGUUCACAGUCUUUUUGGUCUAGGAAUUGGGUAGAGCAGAGUUGACUAAUGUUUAUCACUGCCAGAGCUAGUAAUGAGCCUUUUACAUAAGUCUUUUUAGGCUGGGAAUGUAGUAGCUCAAGUGGUAAAGCACUUGUCCCUGGCAUCCCUAAAGCCCUAGGUUUGAUCCCCACUACCACAAAAACAAAAGAAAAAUAACUUCAUCCUUUUUCACUGUGUGACACAAGUCCCUUGACAGAGGUACUACAUUGGUCAGGUGACUCCCAAACUCUCUUCCAAGAGCAUGCAUAUUUUGCUUUAUUUCUUUGUGUGUUUUCCUCCUCUUGUUCUUUUUCUUUGGGGGGGGGGUACUGGGGACUGAACUCAGGGGCACUUGGCCACUGAGCCACAUCCCCAGCCCUAUUUUGUAUUUUAUUUAGAGACAGGGUCUUACAGAGUUGCAUAGUGAAUUGUCAUUGCUGAGGCUAGCUUUGAACUCACGAUUCUCCUGUCUCAGCCUCCCAAGCUGCUGGGAUUAAAGGGGUGUGCCACCAUGCCCAGCUCCUCUUGUUCUUUUAUGAGUAACAUGUUUGUUUAGAUUUUUAAAAUUCGUUGAGCCAGCUGUGGUGGUACACACCUGUAAUAUGAGCUACUCUAGAGGCUAAAGCAGGAAGAUUGCAAGUUUGAAACCAGCCUGGGCAGCUUAAUAACACCAUAUUCAAAUAAAAAGGGCUGGAGAUGUUGCUCAGUGGUAGAGCACUGGCAGUGUGAGUGAGGCCUUGGAUUCAAACUCCAUUACCAAAAAUAAAGUAAAACACUAAUUAUAGUCUCACAAGAAAUUGGCAAAAUAAUACAUUUUGAAUAUUCUUUACCCAGUUUCCCUUAAAUGGUAUUGUUUUACAUAACUAAUACUAAAUGAGGAUAUUGAUAUUAGUAUGACUGUUUGGUUUUGGAAGGGACGUGUUUUUGUAAAAACAAUUUGGUUUUAUCAUAUGUGUAUUGACAGUGAUUAGAAGUGGCUUGGAAGGAAAAAUAGGUCCUAAUCUCAAAAUCUAUAUCUAAUUGUAAAUCCUGUUGAUGUCAUACUUCAGGUACCCUGAAAACAGAAUUCUUUGGAAAAGAAUAAGUUAAAUUAUGUAGUUGGUACUUAGCUAGGUUAUGAUAAUCACACCUCUUAAGCUAAAAUAUUGGGGAAUGUGACUACCUCUGUCACCUUGGUGCUUGUAGCUAGUUAAUAAAACCAGGAGAUGAAACAGUGAAAAAAAAAAAAAAAACAAUGUAAGCAAUGCUCGUGAUGGCAGUUGGAACAUUAUUGAGGGCUAACUAGGAUUAUCCAGACUAAUCCUGGAGAGAAACCUGCCAUUAUUGAUUCUCUUGGGCAGGUGAAGAUAGUGAGGUUGAAGGAGGGCACCCUGAGCCUGGGUAGGAGACAACCUGCAGCCCUUGAAGUACAGACAAGACCAGCAAAGAGAGGUGGUACAGCUCAGAGCUCAUUCCCUUGUAGAUCUUUCAGUUUUUUUGGUAGCCUGAGCUCUACCACCUCAGCCUCCUAUGUGUAACUGCAAGGUAGGGAAUGGGAGUGGGGGUC